AGCAGCAUUUCUACCUCUUGUGGAAGCUUCGCAGGCUGCGCGUCCGUCGCCGCGCCGUUUGCUCGUCUUUUCCGUCAGUGUGCCGUCCGCCGUCGGUCGAGGAUCUCGUGUUGUUGUGAGCUACGUUUCUCUCUCGUUUUCUGUCCCAUCUAAGUAUUUUCUUUCGAAAAUAUAGUGUAAAUAGUCUUUUCUCGACAACGUCAAAGAAUAAAUGGAAAAGAAAAAAAAUUGAUUGAAAUCGGUGCCUCGUUCGACAUCUUCUCGUAUAACUCGUAUCGAUCGAUCCUUCGCGACUUCGCACGUGUGCCGCAUCAGAUACGAAUUUUGGUUUUCUUUUUUCUUUUGGUUUUUAAAUAAUUAGAAAGAAUAAAGAGACAACGAAGAAAGAACGGUGGUAACGGAAAAUAGAAAAAUGUUGAUUUAUCUCCUGGAUUUGGAUUUUAUGGAUGAUCUUAAGAAAGGAAAACGAUCGGGCUGAAAUGUACGAAUAUCGAGACUUUAGAAUGGAUUAUUGGUAUUUGGAUUAGCAGAGCGGCUUGUCGAAGCUUGUCGAAGCUCAAUUCUUCCGGAGGUGGUAAUAUAAAAAGAAGGAAAAGAGUAGGAGGAAAACGAUCGAUGAGGACACAUCCAUACUUGCGUCCCUCAUAGGUUCUACUCUUUCUUUGGACACCAAAGGAGCCUCGAAUUUCGCGGCUAUCACGCGCGAGUGUUGUUCACGAGGGUCUUCAACCCCUUCCUUGAGUCCCUCGUGCGUUCACCAGCACCCUAGACACUCUCUGACCUACCAUUUGCUUCGAGUGGGCCGUCCAUGAACCUAAAAUAGUCACCGAAGACCUUUUCCCGUCCCUACGACCCUUCUUCUAUCUCUGUGUGCCGUGUUCGUGGAUGUAUCAACGUUGUCGUGUGUGCCGUCGUUGUCGCUUUGCUGCUCGUCUCUUUUUCCCUGUCUCUCUCUCUCUCUCUCUCUCUCUCUCUCUCUCUCUUUCUUUCUCUCUCUCGUACUCGAGCACUUUUAUUCGGGACAACGAUAAGCUCUGUGCAUCGGCUGGGAUGACCCGAAUCGAUGAAGAUAUUUUAUAUCGUCGCAUUCUGUACUCCUCAGGGUGUCGGACCUAAAGGCGAAGAUCGUAUCGACCGGUCACUCUCUUUCUCUCUCUCUCUCUCUCUUUUUCUCUACCUCUUCUUCUUCGUCUUAUUGCUUCAUCUACAUAUAUGUGUACGCUACCAGAUAUUAAUAUCACUUUGGUAAAAUUUGUUACAAGUAGCGAGAGAAAUCGCAUUAGAGAAAUCCACAUAGACGCAACAAUUCGUCUAAAACUUUCGUCGAACCAAGAUCCAUCGAAUAAUAUACGAUAGCUGCUAUCGAAGAUACGUGAAAAUUUCAUGGAUGACGCUUCGAUUGCAAUAUUUAAAAUAUAUCACGUUGAUUUGUCUAAAUUGCGUAAUCGUAUUGUUAAAGAGAGAGAUGCUUUGAGAUCGCACUAAUCAUCAAUCACGAUCAAGGUAUUAAAGAAAUUAUCUGCUCGGUAAAGAAGAGAUCACAAAAGCAGAUAAGAAGCAAGCAAAAGAAAAAAAAAGAAGAAAGGAGGGAAGCUAAGAGACGAGAAAGAAUGACGCUCUAGAUCGCUUGGAAACUGGAUAAAACGUGGUGAAGGAGAGACGGAGAGAGAAGACGUGCGCGAGCGCUCUCGUAUGCUUAAGGUCAAGAGUGUGGGAGCUUUAAUUAAUAUUUAAUUAAAGGCAAAAAACAUAUGUACGAGCGAAUGGAUAUAGAAAGAACGGAAGGAUCAUCAACGACAGCCACAGCUGUCGCAUGGUGCCCGUUAAUACGUUGAUAAAUUAAUCGGACAAACAGGACGGAAUCGACGAUAUACUUCCGAUAGAAAAAGUUUUUGACAUAAACGCAUCACCGCUUGGUGAUCCAGAAAACUUGACAGUUUCGAUUUGUUUGAAUUCACUUCGAAUUCGUUGCAAAUUCUAUCGGAAAAGUACGGAAGAUGUUCCCGAUACGCAAACGAAGACGGUGACGUCAUUCAAAACUCUUCAUUCUCUUUUCUCUUUCACGAAGUAAUGAUCUUAGAGAGAUCGGUUGAUCUUUGCGCGAGCAAAGGAAGAUCGGGAGGAACUGUUUGUCUUCUCUACGUGGUGCGUCAUGCCGUUGCCGUUAUCCGGGAAAGCGAGGAAUCGAGACGACGAAAGCUGACAUUUAAGUCGUUUAAGUGGAUGUCUCUUUAGUUGGAUUUACGACGUCCCCUUGUGCUUUUUCUAUCCGGGAAAGCUUAACCGCGUCUAGUUUUCGCGACGAGGAUUACGAGGAAUACAGAGAGAACAUGUGGAGUAUAGUGCUAUUCCUUGGACUAACCGAAGCUCUUUUCUACGUCGCCGGGAUCUCCUUCAGCUCGGAUGAAAAAUUAGUUCCAUUGGUCAACAUCAGUGUCGUGGAAGGAAAACCAGCGGAAUUACCAUGCGAUAUUACUCCUCCGGGAGAGGACACCUUACACAUGGUUUUCUGGUUUAAAGACGAAGCUGGAGUGCCACUCUAUACAAUCGACGCCCGAGAAAAGCCAGUGACCAAAGCGCAACAUUCCUCGGAUUCGGGAGUAUUUGGUCCACGAGCUUACUUUCGAACUGCCUUUCCCAGCCCCGCAGUUCUCGUGAUCGAUGAUAUAAAGAGGCACGAUGCUGCAACAUAUAGAUGUAGAGUCGAUUUUCGAAAAGGCCAGACGCGAAGUUUCCGUUACAACCUCACCGUCAUCGUUCCACCAGAACAACCGACCAUUUUGGAUCGUUGGGGUCGUAUUUUGAACGGGACGGCGGGACCAUACGAAGAGGGUGACACUCCCUAUCUCACCUGCCGUGUAACAGGCGGUAAACCCGAGCCUAUGGUUAGAUGGCUUAUUAAUGGACACAUCAAAGAUGAGGAGUACGAGAAUAAUGCUGGAGACGUCAUCGAGAAUAAGCUAACGUUGCAACCUAUUACACGAUCGGAACUUGGCGCUAACUUUACUUGUGAAGCACACAAUACGGAUCUAGUAGAACCUAAGUUAACUUCUAUCACGUUGGACCUCAAUCUGAAACCUUUAACUGUGGCCAUACGAAGACCCGGAAAAAAAGAAAUCGGUAACGAGUCUUUACUAGCAGGAAGGCACUAUGGGGUGGAAUGCGAGACCACCGGUUCAAGACCACCGGCAGUAAUUACAUGGUACAAAGGACGGAGAAGACAGUUGAAGCACACGACGGAAGAGAGAUCCGAAAAUCGUACGGUUAGCCUAGUGGAAUUCGAACCAGGUGUCGAAGAUCAUGGGAAAUCAAUAACCUGCAGGGCAGAAAAUCCAAAUGUGACGGGACUCUUUCUUGAAAAGUCAUGGAAGAUCGACGUUGUGUAUCCUCCGAUCGUGUCAUUAAAUCUCGGAUCAACCCUUAGUCCGGAGGAUAUCAAGGAAGGCGACGACGUUUACUUCGAGUGUCACAUUAGAGCCAAUCCACCCUGGUCAAAGUUAACAUGGAUACACGACAACCAGAUCCUGGCGCACAAUACAUCGGCAAGAAUCAUCUGGUCGAAUCAAAGCCUCGUCCUGCAGAGCGUUACAAGGAGCAGCGCUGGUCGUUACGUAUGCGCAGCGACAAAUGCCCUCAACGAAACGAGAAGCGAGCCUCUACAUUUUCGCGUUAAGUUCGCACCGGUGUGUAAGGACGACAGGAUCAUAGUGGUAGGCGCAUCGAGAGGCGAAUCGCUGGACAUUGCUUGCAGGGUCGAAGCCGAUCCACCAGCUCAUAAUUUCCGCUGGAAGUUCAACAAUAGCGGCGAGACCCUGGAGGUCGCACCUGGAAGGUUUUCGAUGGAGAAGUCGAGUGGCGUUAGCGUGUUGAAGUACACACCGACUACCGAACUGGAUUACGGAACACUCUCCUGCUGGGCGGACAAUCUCGUCGGUACCCAGGCGAGGCCCUGUCUCUUCCAGUUGGUAGCUGCUGGAAAACCAUUUCCCGUUCGAAAUUGCACAUUGGCCAAUCAGACGUAUACAAGCGUGGAAGUGAAAUGCGUGCCCGGAUACGAUGGUGGUCUGACGCAGAAAUUUGUGUUGGAGGUCUAUCAUGGCGAUAUUGACUUCCUGUCGAGCAUCCAGCCUCUCUAUAACGUUUCCAACAUCGAGGAGCCAUCCUUCGCGCUUUCGGGUCUGGAAGCAUCGGUCGAGGCUGGCGUUCACGUUGCAGUUUAUGCCGUAAAUGCCAAAGGUCGAAGUCCGCCUGUUAUUCUCAGUGAAGUUACGUAUCGAGAUGCCGAGAAACGGACUGGACAAGACGCGGGAAUCGUUCUGUCGCCGCUAAUUGGCAUGGUUGUCGGCGCUUUGGUAACCCUCGUUCUGAUCAUUCUUGCGGUGGUCGUACGGGUGCGAAGGGAACGCAUCUCAAAACCGCGACACGAGAAGCCGGCUGAACUUAGCGAACUACCAACACAACAAUAUCCCAUGCAGAAUCUCCAACAGACCGUAGAGACCGACCCUGACGUUAUACCGAAUAAGUUUGGUAAUCUCGUCGAAGUCAGUCCACCAAGUUAUCCAGCUGGGUAUCCCCCGGGACAUUGGGUCACGCCCGGACCUACGCCAAGUAUAGACGAGCUUUGCCACAAGUUUAGCGGUAGACCAACGGAGCUGAGGUUACCGUCGAGAAGUACGAUACCCGCGCUCCCAAAUAUGCCGAUGACGGGUGUUGGAAUGAUGGUUGGUACCGGGCAAGGCAUCGUCGUUGGUGGUGGCAUCACCGGCAUCAACACGCAAGGUGUGGUAGUAGGUGGAGGUCAAGGAGUCGUUGUGGCAGGCGAAUGUCUCGAUGGCGAGGCUAUCAAACGUCGACUCAUGGCCAACAGGCUUCCCGAGAGCUGCGUCUAGACCGAACACGGAAAAGGUCGCGAAAAGAUCCAAGGAAACUGGAGAGAGAAAGAGAAAGAUAGAGAGAAAAAGAAUAGAAAGAAAAGAUAUUAUUUGUCCGUGUAUCGCUAAGACAACCGCGAUGGAAAAGAAAAGACUCGAUCCGCCCCAAUUGUUUUCAAAAUACCUUCUCUCUAUAGCCAAAGAAAUCUCUUACGAAGGGAAAAGAAGAAAGACAUUGAAUGGAAAGAGAGUCGCAAGCUUGCUGAAACUUUCUUCAAGAGUUUCUGCGAACGUCCUCCUCCUAUCUUCGAAAGACGCCGGGAAGUUCCUUCCUUCUGUUUUCCCUCCUCGAUGUAACUUUCCUACGUUUCUCUCUGCUUCUCUUUAUCUUCUACCUCUUCUCUUUGUCUAUUUCUCAUUCUCUUCCUUUCGCUCGAGCAACUUUGUGAACCGAUGAUCUUCGAUAGCGACAUUUUUAAUAUCUACCUUCGGUACUUCUAUGAUUUAUCCAUAGUAAUUAAAUUUUCCUAAAUGUCCUUAAUAACUGAAAUAAACUUCGACUCCCGUCGAAGAAUACUUUGGCUUCACGAAGAGGAAGGAUAGAUUAUAGAAAAUAUUUCCCCGUAUUAUCUUUCCCAUCGCUGAAACAACGGCCACGCUUUCUUUUUCCUUUUUUCUUUCUUUUUUUUUUAUAUCGAUCCACCUAUCUUGGAAGGCGAGAGACGUAAAUGUAGCUACGUGUAAGCCUACCAAUCACGUCGUCGAGGCCUGGAAGCAUCAGACCACGAAAUGCGAGAAAAGAUAAAAGGCUCUCGAACGACCCCCUUUCUGGUGGCUCGAAUGAAGAUGGAUGAAGGAAGCGCGUAAAGAUAUACGUUGGAAAGGAGAAUGAGAGAACGAGUAAAGGAAAGAAAACGAAAUGAAUCGGGAGAUAGGGUGAAAAAGAAGGAAAGAGCUAAAAGGUAGAGGGGACGCCGAACAGAAACGAAGAAUAUCCCGAUGUUACUCCGACGCGCGCUUUUAAGAGCAUGGAACACAAUUUUAAGGUCAAGCGAUCAAUUUCGAUAUAGAAGAAAUCUACUUUAUAGAGUUUCCAUUUAUAAACCUCAAUUCUUAUGAGCCUCCCUCGAAUAUGUCAGGGAUUUUUUUUUUUUUUUUUAUUCUGAAUUAACAUUCCUGAACAAUUAUUUGCACUUUAUUUUUUAUCGUCGCUGUAUCUCUCUCUGGUUUUCGAUUGAUGAACUCCCGUUGGUAUUUGAACAAAAAAAAAAAAAUCGUUCGAUCGAGUCUCCGCAUCUUUUUGAUAAUAAAUUGAAGUGCUUCUCUCUGCUGGUUCAAACGAUUGUUUUGAUUAAAGAAGAAAGGGAAUUAUAUUUAAAGCAUAUCACCGUACGAUCAAAGAAAUUAGCAAAGAUUGCGUUCGAUAAGAGAAAAAGAAAAAGCCGCGAUAACGAUAAAUCAUACGGGGCAAUGCAUCGUUAGAAAUUUUUUUGGAAAAUUAGAUCUCUCAUAUUCCCACAAAAGCAGUGAAACAAAUGGUGUUAGAACGCUCUAUCCGACAAUAAAGUAUGUACCCGAGGGAGAUAGAAAGUUUACGAAUAAGAUUGGUGUAACGUGCUCUUCCCAAAGCAUCGAAAAUUAUUUCCAGUGCGCUUGACGGGUUAGACACGGAGAGGUCUUCGUAUUUUUAUCAAUGUAAAAAGUAAAUGUUUCUAAGUGUGAAAAUACCAUCGACUUAAAAAAGUGAAUAAUUCGAUAGCCAAAAGACAGAAGAUAACUUAUAUAUCAUACUAUACCAUAGAUCAAUAAUAAUUUAAAAAAAAAAGAAAAAAAAGGAAUAUACUGGAGCGUGAGUACAUGCCAACAGAUAAAAGAAUGUUACUUACUAAAAAAUUUCGUUACUAUCGUCGAGUGACCUUUACGCGUAAAGCGCAGGGUAUGUACACGCACUUUGAUCACAUCCUAGCUGUGACAUAUACCUAAACUACAUGCGCGUGCGUUUUUUCUACUAUUAUCAUAUUUUGUAUCGCGAUCGAUGAUCUUUUCAUCCAAAAAAUACACAUAACAUGCAUACAUACAAAUAUACAUGCGUCUCCUACCUCAUCGGACAAACCGCAUAUAUUGAUUUUUAUUUUAAAAAGCUCUUACGCACGAUGAUUGGACGAAAUUUAAUAGUCUGAUUAUUCCUCGUGUACAUAUAAUAACAUAUACAUAGGUAGGGCGAUCAUUUUAGCCAAUCAAUAAUCGUCGUCUGAUUUGUGCAUUUUGUAUCCCAUAUCUAAUUGCCUCAAUGAAUUUACUUAAUUUUCCUAGAAAGCAACAUGAAAGAAAUAUACAUUUAAGAUGCAUAUAUCUGCAUAAACAAAGAGCAGAAAAAAGAUUUAAGGAAUAUAAGAAGAAGGCUCGGAAGAGCAUUUAUCCUCAAGUGAAAAAUUCAAUUUAUAAGGUCACAAAUAUCGGGCUUCCACGUGAUAUUUUGCGACGGAACCAUGAAAGGUGCUUGGCAGCAGUAAGCGAAUGAAAAUAUGACGAAAUAUAAUCGUAGGCGAACGAAGUGACAUGAAUUUAAUCUGUCUAAGACUCUCGCUCAAAGUGAUUAUAAAUCUUAAUGUGUAAAAAUAAUUUAUCAGAAGAUUGAGAGAGAGAGAGAAAGAGAAAGAGAGAGAGAGAGAGAGAGAGAGAGAGAUAGAAAGAAAGAAAGAGAUAUAGAAAGAAUAGAAAAAUAGGAGACGUUAAUUUCUCGUGAGAACGAUAACAACGAGAAGAAAUUAUAAGUGCGUUGGGCGGAAUUUCGAGUGUCUGUUUCUAUGUAUAAAACAAAAGUAAAAAUCGUAUGAUCGUUACUCGUUAGCUGAUGUUGUGUCGCUGUAUAUAUUACCGUUAAAUCGAUUUACGUACUGUAAAUUUAAGUUCGAAAGUGAUCGUGUCGAACAUCGUUGUACCUCCAUAAACAUCGGCUAUAAUUUAAGCAAGUUCUUAUCAAAUAAGUAGUUGGCCAACAAUUUCAUAGACAGAGAGAAUUACACGUAUAUAUUUACUAUACGUACAACUAUCCAUCUUGCGUCUGUAAACUUUGGCGAUACCGAAACUACGAAUCACUUUCCCAGCAUUAGAUAAAUUUUGGCCUCGUUUUAGCAUACUCUACGGUCACAAAUUUCCUUUCAAAGUGGACAAUAAAACUCGGGUGGUAUUAGUCGAAAACAAUGUCAACAUCUUGUAAACGAUUAUCGAUUCAUAUCAUUAUGAACAUUUGACUAUACAUAUCUGAUUCUCGUCGAUCGUCGUCCAUAAAAAUUCAUUCUGUAAAAAUCGACGCGAAGAUUUAUAAUUAAGAUAUCCUUUACUACACAACGCGACCGAAAUUUCGUAAACUGAUACCGAUUGGAUAUAAUAUUCCUACAAUUUUCACUGUAAAAUCAAGUUAUAAAGGUCCUAAAAUAUUCACAAUUUUAAGGCUAUAACUCUCUUCCACCGGGACAACCUUCUCUUGAUCGGCAAAUUCUUUUCAACCGAUCAUGACAUCAGAUCAAAUUAAAAAAUGAAAAUAUAAUUGAAUGAUUGAAGAUAGUAGAGAAUAAUAAUUGUACAUAAUUCAAUAUUCUUGUGAGGAAAAAAGUCCAUGUAAAUCGACGAACAACCACGUUUUAAGUUCACUGUAUAGGUGAUUUCAUAUCAAAACUCCAUCAUAUCGUCAACUAACUCGUAUGUAUAUAUAUUACAUAAAAUUUCGAUCUGAAUAAACUGUUUAACUGUCCAAACUGCCUAAAA
Messenger RNA from Vespula pensylvanica (western yellowjacket), 8639 nucleotides. Its product is annotated as nephrin-like. NCBI's taxonomy places the organism in Eukaryota, Metazoa, Arthropoda, Insecta, Hymenoptera, Vespidae. The coding region runs from base 2331 to 4889 and encodes 852 amino acids. The transcript is spliced from 14 exons. The record is from RefSeq and is a predicted model, not a curated record. Gene Ontology annotation, molecular function: protein binding.